Messenger RNA from Propithecus coquereli (Coquerel's sifaka), 1588 nucleotides. It is a transcript of the gene SLA2, whose product is annotated as Src-like-adaptor 2. The record is from RefSeq and is a predicted model, not a curated record. The transcript is spliced from 7 exons. Lineage: Eukaryota; Metazoa; Chordata; Mammalia; Primates; Indriidae. Bases 1 to 810 code for a protein of 269 amino acids. Gene Ontology annotation, molecular function: protein binding.
AUGUCUGGAUAUUCGGACCUCACGUCUCUGUCCCUCCAUCCAGAAAGAAGCAAGGCCACAGCCGUGGCCCUGGGCAAUUUCCCUGCAGGUGGGCAGGCUGAGCUGUCGCUAAGACUGGGGGAGCCGCUGACCAUCGUCUCUGAGGGCGGAGACUGGUGGACGGUGCUGUCGGAAGUCUCAGGCAGAGAGUACAACAUCCCCAGCGUCCACGUGGCCAAAGUCUCCCACGGGUGGCUGUAUGAGGGCCUGAGCCGGGAGAAAGCCGAGGAACUGCUGCUGUUACCGGGGAACCCUGGAGGGGCCUUCCUCAUCCGAGAGAGCCAGACCAGGAGAGGCUGUUACUCGCUGUCCGUCCGACUCAGCCGCCCCGCAUCCUGGGACCGGAUCAGACACUACAGGAUCCAGCGUCUUGACAAUGGCUGGCUGUACAUUUCACCUCGCCUCACCUUUCCCUCCCUCCAGGCUCUGGUGGACCAUUACUCUGAGCUGGCGGAUGACAUCUGCUGCCUCCUCAAGGAGCCCUGUGUCCUGCAGAGGGCUGGCCCACUCCCUGGCAAGGAAAUACCCCUACCUGUGACUGUGCAGACACCACCACUCAACUGGAAAGAGCUGGACAGCUCCUUCCUGUUUUCUGAAGCGUCUGCCACAGGGGCGGCAUCUCUUCUCAGUGAGGGUCUUCGGGAAUCCCUCAGCUCCUACAUCAGCCUGACUGAGGAUACGUCUUUGGACGAUGUCAAGGCCCAAAGCACAGGCCGAAAGGGAAACCAAGGCUGCAGCACCUGGAACCCCAACUCAGCUCAACCCGACUGAGCAUCCCAGAGACAAGGCUGUGCAGAGGGAGGGAGGCCUGGGACACACAGGUGCAUCCAGUGUCCCACCUAGACCCUCUGCUCUUUCUUCUCUUGGCUCUAAGAAGUCACUUACCUCCUUCCAGUGCCAUGACGCCACCUGCAACCUCUAGUCUGAAUGCAGACAGUUGAGAACAGGACCAGGGCUCCAAAAAGACUAAACCUCCUCUGGGGUCUAACCUGGUCAGCCCCUGAGUUUGGGGCUCCCAGCACCGUCUUCAUCCCCUGCCUGUUGAGUCCCAUUCUAUAUCCCUCUGUUGACCAGCCCCACCCACAAGGUAGAGACAACUCCUAACAUCGAAGAGGAAAAAAUCAUUUUAAGAAAAUUGAUAAGUCUCACCCACCUUAGAAGGUAGGACUGUGGCCUAGAAGGAAAGUAGAGGGGACAGAUGGCUUACCACAACAGCAGAUCCUGGGUUGUCCAACCUCCACCUGACCCCUAGAGCAAAGAGAAGGACCUCUGAUAGUCCAGGUCUUCAAAUGUUCCCCAUCAAGCCCUUUCUCUGGACAGCCACAGCUCUCAGAUCUCUAUUUCAUAUUGUGGCUCAUCAUUCAGACCUGGCCAAGCUUUCCCAGCCAUGCUGGCCUUGCCACCUUGUGGCCAAAUGCAAAAUGACACCUCCUAAGCCUAGCACACUGCAGUGAGGCCAGUCACCUAUCCCAGUGCUGGCCAGGGGCACCAGAAGGUGGUAAGCCUUCUUUCCACAAUGCCAAGAGCAAGGCCACAGCCUGCACCAACU